AUGGUGUGGGUCUUCUCUUUCCUCACCAAUGUCUGCCACAUGGUGUUUCGUAUGUAUGAGUGGCAAUGUGUUGCAUUCUUGCUGCCUGGCACCUCAUCCUGUCUGCUCACAGGGGACCACGGCAACCCCUCUAGGGAAGAGAGGGGCUUGGCUGACAUUUUGGGUUGUGCCUUCUGCAGGUCUCUGCUAAGGGCCAUCUUCGUGGACCCACCUGGGAAGCUGCACAACGUGUCAGUGGUAACCUCUCUCCAAGAUAAUAAAACACAGAGUUCUGGCCCCUCGUGGUACUUGUGCUACACUACUGAGACCUGGCUGGAAGCAUCAGGCUCUGCUGGAAGGUGCCCAGAAAGAAGCAGCACCAGGUACGCUUUGAACACGGAGUACACCCCAGGAAAGGACCACGGCACAGGAACACUGCCUAGAGUGGAGACCAGCCGUGACUUCCAAGGCUGUGGCUUAGGCAUGGCGUUCUACCCAGGCACCCAGCCUCCAGCCAACAGCAGCACUGCCCCAGAACUCAACCUGUCCCACCCACUGCACAGUGCUGCCCUGGGGAACCAGACAGGCAACCUCUCUGAGCACCAGCAGUACGCAAUUGGCCUCUUCCUCUCAAGCCUGUAUAUCAUCUUCCUCUUCCCCAUUGGUUUUGUGGGGAACAUCCUGAUCCUCGUGGUGAACAUCAGUUUCCGUGAGAAGAUGACAAUCCCUGACCUCUACUUCAUCAACCUGGCGGUGGCAGACCUCAUCCUUGUGGCAGACUCCCUGAUCGAGGUGUUCAACCUGGAUGAGCAGUACUACGACAUCGCCGUGCUGUGCACCUUCAUGUCCCUCUUCCUGCAGAUCAACAUGUACAGCAGCGUCUUCUUUCUCACCUGGAUGAGUUUUGACCGCUAUAUCGCCCUGGCCAGAGCCAUGCGUGCCAGCCUGUUCCGCACCAAGCAGCACGCCAGACUGAGCUGUGGCCUCAUCUGGAUGGCCUCUGUCUCUGCCACACUCAUACCCUUCACUGCUGCCCACCUGCAGCACACCAAGGAGGUCUGCUUCUGCUUUGCAGACGUCAAGGAAGUCCAGUGGCUUGAGAUCACCCUGGGGUUUGUGGUCCCCUUUGCCAUCAUUGGCCUCUGCUACUCCCUCAUAGUCCGUGCCCUCGUCACAGCCCACAGGCACCGAGGCCUGCGCCCCCGGAGACAGAAGGCCCUGCGGAUGAUCCUGGCUGUGGUCCUCGUCUUCUUUAUCUGCUGGCUGCCAGAGAACGUCUUCAUCAGCGUCCAGCUCCUGCAGCAGGCACAGCCAGGGGCUGCACCUUGCACACAGUCUUUCCGCCAUGCCUACCCCUUGACCAGCCACAUCGUCAACCUUGCAGCUUUCUCUAACAGCUGCCUGAACCCCCUCAUCUACAGCUUUCUUGGGGAGACCUUCAGGGACAAGCUGAGGCUGUACAUCGAACAGAAAACAAACCUGCCAGCUCUGAAUCGCUUCUGUCAUGCUGCCCUGAAGGCAGUCAUCCCGGACAGCACUGAACAGUCAGAUGUAAAGUUCAGCAGUGCAGUAUGAAGAACCUCGAGGACAGAGCGCCAGAGGUGGCACUUCCUCCCAGCAACUGCACACAACCAAGCCAUGGUGAGCAGAGGGACAGAUCAUGCUGUGUUUCUAAACCUCAGUCAUACACUGCUAUGGUCUCUUCAGUGCCUCAGUGACAGUCACGCUUGCUUGGUCGUCUUUGGGGUUUUUGAGGAAAACUCACUAUGAGCCCUCCUUGAUUUUGCACAGCUCACACAGAACCACCACAGUCCAGAAAUGCUUGCUGCAGACCAUGUGACUCCAAUAUCAAAGAGCUGCUUAAUACCGGCUCCUCUCUGCACACCCUGUUCCUUCAGCAACAAACAAUUCUAAUAUUGUCCAACAAAAGCCAAAUGGAGAGGCUACUUUGGAUGAAAUAUCUUAGUUACAAGGUAAACCUACAAUAAAUCCGCCAAAUUGGGGUAAAAAUGAAGCCUGGAGACAGAAUACACUCAACUGAUCUGACUUAGACAUGGUGGUAUGUUUUUCAUGCCUAUGGUUUGUAAUUAGGUACAUGCUAAUCAGCGUACCCUAAGUUAAAGAGGAAGAGAAAAGAGCACUGCUUAUGCACAGUUGAGCACCCGCAAUCUCUCAGAAUGACACCAGUUGCUCUGUGUAGCCUCAUCAGUGACACAGGGCAGCUUGGUCUGUAUCAGCAAGGAAGGCUCUUCCUGAAUGAAACAUCCACCUUCCUGAUCGGAAAUGCUGAUUUAGUUGCCGUUUUGUUUACUAUGGUCUUUGUCAUUUCCUUACUGUGGAAUGAGACCAGGAGAGUUACCCUGCAGGUCCAUGGGAUGCCUCUGUGAGAUCCUCUGGCAUAUGUGAUUGAGGAAUUUGCCUCACAAAAACAAUAGCGGGGACAAGGACAACAUGUAAACAUUCUCAUUAAAGUAUAAAAACAGAUAAACUGAAGACUGCUGGUGACAUUCAGCCUUUGUCAAUAAAACAGACUCAUGUGUCGAUCCUUCUACUUGGUCUAAGCUGUCACUAAGUGGGUUGGGGAUAAGGGUGG
This is a messenger RNA of Nycticebus coucang (slow loris), 2572 nucleotides long. RefSeq names its product G protein-coupled estrogen receptor 1 (gene GPER1). The record is from RefSeq and is a predicted model, not a curated record. NCBI's taxonomy places the organism in Eukaryota, Metazoa, Chordata, Mammalia, Primates, Lorisidae. The transcript is spliced from 4 exons. Gene Ontology annotation, cellular component: membrane. Gene Ontology annotation, molecular function: G protein-coupled receptor activity. The coding region runs from base 1 to 1554 and encodes 517 amino acids. Gene Ontology annotation, biological process: G protein-coupled receptor signaling pathway.